AUGCGACUGUACGCGAACCGCGUGAGCGCGAUGCGGUCUACCGCACAAGCUAGCAUGCGCGCGCGGGCUAUGCCUUCGACCCUGCGUACUCUCCACGCAUCGCGUGCCACGACGCACGCGCAGGCCGUCCGCCCCGAGCCUGCGCCCUCGUUCCAGUCGGCUCGCGCACCGUCUGCCAAGUCGCUUGGCUAUGACGAGAGCGAGCUCGACGACUCGUUUGUCGGCAUGACCGGUGGCCAGGUUUUCCACGAGAUGAUGCUGCGCCACGGCGUCGAGACCGUGUUUGGCUACCCCGGCGGUGCGAUUCUGCCCGUUUUCGACGCGAUCUACCAGUCUAAGCACUUUGACUUUGUGCUCCCCCGCCGCGAGGACGGUGCAGGCCACAUGGCCGAGGGUUACGCGCGUGCGAGCGGCAAGCCCGGUGUCGUGCUUGUGACCAGUGGCCCCGGUGCGACGAACGUCAUCACCCCCCUGCAGGACGCCAUGAGCGACGGUGUGCCUUUGAUUGUUUUCUGUGGUCAGGUGGCUACCUCGGCCAUUGGCUCGGACUCGUUCCAGGAGGCGGAUAUCGUCGGUAUCAGCCGCAGCUGCACCAAGUGGAACGUCAUGGUGAAGGACGUUGCCGAGCUGCCUCGCCGCAUCAACGAGGCCUUCAAGAUCGCGAUGAGCGGCCGCCGCGGCCCUGUUUUGGUGGAUCUGCCCAAGGACAUGACUGCGUCUGUGCUCAAGCAGGCCAUCCCCCGCUCGAGCACCGAGCCGGACCGCUCGCUGAUGCCCAGCCGUGAGACGGCGCUGCAGCAGCGCCGCGGUGCGUGGACCAAGGUCGAGACGUUCCUCGCCGACACCGAGGUGCAGCCCGAGAUCGAGGCGGCGGCGCGUCUGAUUGACGUGGCCCAGCGCCCGGUGAUCUACGCCGGCCACGGCCUGCUGUCGAACCCCCAAGGCAGCCGCCUGCUGCGUGAGCUUUCGGAGAAGCACAACAUCCCGGUCACUACCACGCUGCACGGCCUCGGUGCGUUUGACGAGGAGAGCCCCUUGUCGCUGCACAUGCUCGGUAUGCACGGCUCGGCCUACGCGAACCUUGCGAUGCAGAACGCGGACCUGAUCAUUGCCCUCGGUGCGCGUUUCGACGACCGUGUGACUGGCCGUGUCGACCGUUUCGCCCCCGAGGCGCACGCUGCUGCCCAGGAGGGCCGCGGUGGUAUCAUCCACUUUGAGGUGAUGCCCAAGAACAUCAACAAGGUCGUCCAGGCGACGGUCGCCGUCGAGGGCGACGUCUCGUCGAACCUUGAAAAGCUCCUGCCCGCCAUUGCCCAGACGCCCGACCGCGCCCAGUGGCUCGCGGAGCUGCAGGAGUGGAAGGAGCGCUUCCCCUUCACGUACGACGCCUCGAAGCCCGAGCUGGGCGAGCUGAUGAAGCCGCAGGAGGUCGUCGAGGCCCUCGACGAGGCUGUCACGAACUACAAGGAGAACGUCGUGAUCACGGCCGGUGUCGGCCAGCACCAGAUGUGGGCCGCGCAGCACUACCGCUGGCGCCACCCCCGCUCGUGGAUCUCCUCGGGUGGUCUUGGCACGAUGGGCUUUGGUCUGCCGUCGGCGAUCGGUGCCAAGGUCGCGAUGCCAAACAAGAUGGUCGUCGACAUUGACGGCGAUGCUUCCUUUAGCAUGACGGCUAUGGAGCUGGCGACCGCCGCGCAGUACAACAUUGGUGUCAAGGUGCUGCUGCUCAACAACGAGUUCCAGGGUAUGGUGCUGCAGUGGCAGGACCUCUUCUACGAACGUCGCUACUCGCACACCGAGAUGCACAACCCCGACUUUUGCAAGCUCGCCGAGAGCAUGGGCGUCAAGGCGAUCCGCUGCGACUCGCUCGACGACCUGCCUGCGAAGAUGAAGGAGUUUAUCGAGUACGACAACAACAAGCCCAUCCUCUUCGAGGCGCGCGUCGUCAAGUCCGAGCACGUCUUCCCCAUGGUGGCCGCGGGCAAGGCUCUCGAUGAGCAGCUCGUCCACCCGUCGCUGAACGCGCCGAACUCCGCCCCGCGGUUCACCCCGCUGUAG
Molecule: messenger RNA, 2058 nt
Organism: Malassezia japonica
Lineage: Eukaryota; Fungi; Basidiomycota; Malasseziomycetes; Malasseziales; Malasseziaceae
Gene: ILV2
Product: acetolactate synthase
Exons: 1
Coding region: 1-2058 (685 amino acids)
Biological process (GO): L-valine biosynthetic process
Cellular component (GO): acetolactate synthase complex; mitochondrion
Molecular function (GO): magnesium ion binding; acetolactate synthase activity; thiamine pyrophosphate binding
Source: RefSeq, a predicted model, not a curated record